This is a messenger RNA of Paramacrobiotus metropolitanus, 1050 nucleotides long. RefSeq lists its product as uncharacterized. Lineage: Eukaryota; Metazoa; Tardigrada; Eutardigrada; Parachela; Macrobiotidae. The record is from RefSeq and is a predicted model, not a curated record. The transcript is spliced from 3 exons. The coding region runs from base 165 to 893 and encodes 242 amino acids.
UCUUCAACAGUUUAACUACAUAAGGCGCAGUGGUUGCAUUGACACUCCUUUUUUACGAAGUUUGCCGACAGCGUAAAACAGUUGCGUCGUCCAGGUCCGUCGGAGAGAACUGGUUUGCAACCGUACAUGUACUUAUACUCUGCAGUUACACCUGAUUAAAAACUAUGGCUCGGUUUCUGUCUGCAUGUUUUGCAGCGUGUAUGGUCAUCGUAGCAGCGAGCAGCCACUGGGUGGCCUCACUUCCACCAGCGGAGGCGCCAAAAAACUGUACAGCGGAUGGUCACACUGCGGCCGAACAAUGCAUCCAAUCUUUCUUUACUAUGCUAAAAAAGACGAAUACAGAAAAGCUGGAAAUGCUGAAACCAGCCUUCACCACCGGUGACUUGAACGUGACCGCUGCCUCCGCUGCAGUUGAAUUAGUGUGCGGACCGCUGACUGGAGCGUUUACCUGUAUUGAAGAACUGCCGCGCCAAUGUUUUGCUCCACUGGAUUUGCCCGUGACUCUACAUUGGUUUCUGUUUAACCCGCAGAUUACCAUCAAUGCCAGCGACAUUCUCCGCCGAAUGUGCAGUGUCCCGGAUCUUGGCCAGCACUUAAUCCGCACUGUUAAAUGCAAAGCAUUACUGAGCAACCAUACCACUUUUAAAACCAAUGGUAUACUGGGUGAACUUGAGCGUUCAGUAGGGCCACUACCUUUCCCCCAAACCCUGGAUAACUUUUUUAAUUGGCAGUGCCGAGCUAAUCAUCGUUUAAUGGAAAUUGUAACCCUGGAUCUGGUUGAGACCGUGUGUGGUCCGGAUGCUGGUGUCACGUAUACCACGUUUUUUCCGCUGGCGCGCGAGUUCCUCUCCUGUUCCGGAAAUCGUACGGAAGGAGUCGGCGCGGUCGUCUGAGUACAUGAGAAACCCGUUACUGAGUAUCUUCUACAGCAACUAAGCGAGUUUUGGCAUCGCACUCGAGAAAUUUAAAUUGAACCGCUGACGUGAGCCCAGAGUCUGAAUAAAUCAAGCAUGCUGUAAACCCAAAGAGAACAAAACAAAAGGACUGUUC